Molecule: messenger RNA, 1632 nt
Organism: Penicillium vulpinum
Lineage: Eukaryota; Fungi; Ascomycota; Eurotiomycetes; Eurotiales; Aspergillaceae
Product: AMP-binding enzyme domain protein
Exons: 2
Coding region: 1-1632 (543 amino acids)
Biological process (GO): secondary metabolic process
Molecular function (GO): CoA-ligase activity
Source: RefSeq, a predicted model, not a curated record
AUGAUCUUUGAUUCAGUAUUACCUCUCCCACCGUUGCCUCGAGCCGACGUCUUUUCAUACAUCUUCCGUCAUGGACGGCAAGAUUACCCCAAAGACCGCGUUCUUUAUCGAGUAGAUGGGACCGAGAAGACGUUGACUUUAGGUCAAUUGGAGCAGCAAAGUCUGCAUUUGGCUCGCAGCUUGAAAGCCGAAUAUCAAAUCCAACCUCAGUGUGUGGUGGCCAUUUUUUCCCAUGAUCUAAUUCAAUAUCCCAUCGCGUAUUUUGGCUGUCUUGCAGCGGGAGCGACAGUAGCCUUAAUUCCAGUUCAGAAACAGCAAAAUGAAACAGACAUUGUCUCGCAUCUCAAAUUAGUCAAUGCGAAGCUGAUUCUGACCGAUCAAAAGCUGCUUUCCCUAACAGAGAAGGCAUUGGCCCAGUAUCGUGAAAUCCCGGUGCUCACUUUGGAUCGCGGAUCCGCAUCACACCCGAAUCUGGAAGACAUCCUGACUGAAACGAGAUGCUACGAUGAUAGUCACUUCGUCCCGGUUUUUGAAUUGACUACUAAUGACCAGGCGGAAGAAUACACGGGAUUCAUCAAUCGCACCAGCGGUUCUACCGGUAGUAUGAAGUCCGUUCUGGUCAGCCACGCCCAUUUCAUCGCAACGAUGGAGGCCACUCGUCUCACGGUUCCAUCUACCACCAACCCAGACGAGGAUGUCUGGAUUUCUCCCCUGUCCCUGGGCUUCUUUAUCAACGCCAAAUUGAAUAUGGGUCUCAACAUCCUACUGGGAAUUCCUGUGGUGUUGAUGGGCGAAUCUCUCGAAUCGUCCAAUAUCGAUGUUAUCCCUCGUCAUAGGAUCACGUUCAUUUUUGUUGCACCCCCAUUGGCUGCAAAGCUUGCAUAUGACCGUAGCGAUAUAGACCUUAGCAGCGUGAAAUGGAUCCUAAGUGCGGGCAGUCCUAUCAGCAAGGGUGUCCGCGAUGCCUUGUCCUGUCGGUUUGGCGGACUGCCAUUGACUAUGGAGUGGGCCUCGGCAGAGACAAUGCUCCUCACCAUCCAGACUGAAGACGAAUCUUCCCGUCAGCCGGGAUCUAGUGGAACACUGGUCAAUGGUGUGCAGGCAAAGGUCAUUGACACGGAAACCGGUUCUCCCUGUGGGGUGGGAGAGCCCGGAGAACUUUACGUGCGCAAUCGAUUGGCUCGAUUCAAAGGAUAUAAAGAUAAUGAGGUAGCCAAUCGUGCGUUCACCUCAGAUGGAUGGUUCCAGACCGGAGAUUACGGGUAUCUAGAUGAAAAAUGCAAUGUGUACAUUGUCGACCGCAUCAAGGAGCUGAUAAAGGUCGGUGAGGGCUACGGAUCGCAUGUUUCGGCCGCCGAUCUAGAGGGGGUUGUCUUUGGCCACCCUGCUGUGGGCAGUGUUGUCGUGGUGGGAUGCCGGGAUGAAGCCAAGCAACUGGAUCGACCGACUGCAUUUGUUGUUUUGAAGCCAGAAUUCCGUGAAAGAACAGAACAGGUAAAGAAGGAUAUUGAGCGAUUUGCGGCUGAAGGGCUGACUGGCCUGCAAAGUCUGUCUGGAGGGAUCCGCUGUAUUGAUCAAAUUCCGGUGACGGGAUUCAAGAUCAACCGGAGAGCCUUGAGGAACAUGGCCUAG